This is a messenger RNA of Epinephelus lanceolatus (giant grouper), 5616 nucleotides long. RefSeq names its product transmembrane protein 184B-like. Lineage: Eukaryota; Metazoa; Chordata; Actinopteri; Perciformes; Serranidae. The record is from RefSeq and is a predicted model, not a curated record.
ACAGGCAGCUGCUGUUGGUACAGUGAAUUGCUGAUGGUGAUGUGGACGGAAUAACGGUGCUAGGCUCAUCAGCGCUGGGUGGGAAGUGGCGAGAUAAAACCGGGUGUUUUUUUUAUCAUUUUAAUAGCGUAAUUGAAUAUUUCGCUUCUUAAAGGCGUGUUAUAUCUCUUUGCUGUGUUUUGACUCUACGACGAGCAGCGACAACAAGCUAGCGCCGGGCUAAAGGCUAGCUAACGUUAGCUAGCAGCACUCGCGGAUUGAUAACGCUCAGCUGCCGACACUUGCCAGCUUUAUAAAAAGAGGCAAGUUUCCUGGGCGUCAGACAAUAAUGCAGCGGUUAGAUUAGAGGCUGGGUUUCGUCUGAAUGUUAGCGCCUGGCCUGUUAACUUUGUCUACUCCGAAGGGUUUGCAGUCGACUUGAGAUGAUGAGCUAAAUUGAUGCUUUGAUUCCGAGCAACGCAGAUCAAACAACUGCAGAGGAGAUGGGUCAGCUUUGGCGGAGAGACAUCGCCCUCUCAGAGAGGCUGGGGAAUGACUCUCCUGUCGGCUUCGCCCCCGGGCCUCCAGCCACGGUGGCCCCACAACAAGCCAACUCCUCCUGGGUACCAGAAACCCCAGUGGCCACACCAGAAGAGCCGUUUUUCCUCAUGACCUCCACUGCCCAAACUAUAUCGGGCUUUUUCGUUUGGACAGCUCUUCUGAUCACAUGUCACCAGAUCUACAUGCACCUACGUUACUACAGCUCUCCAAAUGAGCAGAGGCACAUAGUCAGGAUCCUCUUCAUAGUCCCCAUCUAUGCCUUCGACUCCUGGCUCAGCCUUCUUUUCUUCACCAAUGAGGAGUAUUACGUGUACUUUGACACAGUCCGAGACUGCUACGAAGCCUUUGUCAUCUACAACUUCCUGAGUCUGUGUUACGAGUAUCUGGGAGGAGAGAGCGCCAUCAUGGCUGAGAUCAGAGGGAAACCUAUCGAGUCAAGCUGUGUGUAUGGGACCUGCUGUCUGUGGGGAAAGACGUACUCCAUUGGUUUCCUCAGGUUUUGCAAACAGGCAACUCUGCAGUUCUGUGUGGUGAAACCUCUGAUGGCAGUGAUCACUGUCAUUCUUCAGGCCUUCGGGAAAUACAGAGAUGGAGACUUUAACGUGGCAAGCGGCUAUCUGUAUGUGACCAUUAUCUACAACAUCUCCGUCAGCCUGUCGCUCUACGCUCUCUUCCUCUUCUACUUCGCCACUCGUGAGCUGCUUGUCCCGUACAACCCUGUGCUCAAGUUCUUCAUGGUCAAGUCAGUCAUCUUCCUCUCCUUCUGGCAAGGGAUGCUGCUGGCCAUCCUGGAGAAGUGCGGAGCCAUCCCUGAGAUCAGCUCGGCUGACUUCUCUGUAGGCGAGGGAACGGUUGCCGCUGGUUACCAGAACUUCAUCAUCUGCAUUGAGAUGUUCUUUGCUGCUGUUGCUUUGCGUCAUGCCUUCACUUACAAGGUCUACAUGGACAAAAGACUGGACUCAUAUGGCUCAUUUCCUAUCUACGGACAGUACGGUCGCUGUGCCCCAAUGAAGAGCAUCUCCAGCAGCCUGAAGGAGACCAUGAACCCAGGAGAUAUGGUCCAGGAUGCCAUCCAUAACUUCUCCCCAGCUUAUCAGCAGUACACCCAGCAGUCCACGCUGGAGCGGAGCGGGGGGCCACCUCUCUCCCGCAGCCACAGUAACCUCAGCACCCGUGGGGACAACGAAAAGACCCUGCUGCUCAGCUCUGAUGACGAGUUCUGAGGCUCAGACACACACUCACUUUACUCCUGUAGCCCAUAUUGAAUUUGUAUCAGCUGUGUGUGAGACAAAUCAGAUCUUUUGUUGCUACUUUGACAUGGAAGAUCAGGUUCUGUUUUCUUUUUUGUUUUUACAUUUAGACAACAAUGGAAAGGUCAGAUUCAUGUCAGACUUAUGAAACUGUGAGAAGAGUGUUUUUACAAGGACAGAGAGGUAAUAAUUGGUAGAGUAGGAACAGAGGUGAAGACGAUGGAGACGUUGUCACACAUGUAGUUUGGGAGAGGAGAAGUCAAGAUGUUUAGACAUUAGGUUUAUUAACCGGUCAAGUUGUCAUUUGUGUUGAUGUCAUAGAGGCCGUUACUGACAGAACUACCAUAUCACAUGGAUACGAAUAACCGUGCCUGCAUAUAGAGUCCUUAUGCUGCACUUUAAACACUACAGCAAAAAAGUAUACAACAGAUAUAAGAUGUAUGCUAGAGCAAAUAAGUGCCAUCUUCAUCUACAACACAUGGCCUCCGUCAUCUUUUAGUUUUUAUACUGAUUCUCAGUCCAAACUCCACCUCACCCCUCUGCCAAUUCUGCCUCUUGCCGAAACAUUGCCAAAUAGAGGGAGUACCCUGUGCUCCUGUCGAUGAGACACACUGUCUUAAGAUUUAGAAUCGAUUUAUAGUCAAGCAAAACUACGGAGCCUUUGAAUUGCCAGGCUUCAUUUUAAUAUAUAAGACUUUAAUCUUUUUUUAUUUAAAUGUCGUAUGACCUUGAAGGUAUAACUCAGUUAAAGAGUAGUUUGUUGGAAAAUUGUUAUUCCAGAAAUGUUAUAAAUAUUCUGUUUUCAUUUUGUUGUGAUGAAGAAGUGACUCAGAAGUGUAAUCGUACGACUCCAGCUGCUGGCCUGACUCGGGCUCCUCGCGUUUUGUUUGUGGAGCAGUGAGGGAACAGCUGUGGGAGGGAUUUUAGCGUGGGCAGGGGGAGACUGACGGAAGGACAACACCCACACAGAUUACAGAUUACUGAAGAAGCAACACUUCCCUGCAGAGCCGGCCCAGCUGUGAUGUGCUGCGGAUUGUAAUCCCAUAAUUAAAGGCAUUACAUGUACCACAGAUCAGCCCUGCCUCUGCUGGUGGUGUUUAUAGUGGCAUCACUGCUGUAGUAGUGGUGAGUUAGUCACGAUGUUGCAGAUAUAUAUGGCCGAGCAAAGGUGUGUCAGUGCAAACAAGGCUUUAAGGGUCCCAUAUUCUGCUUAUUUUCAGGGCCAUACUUUCAUUUGUGGUUUUUACGAAAUGUUUACAUGCUUAAAUGUUCAAACACAAAUCUGUGUUUAUCCUCUGUCUGAAACGCACGCUUUUAGCGCCCGUCUCUUAUAGCUACCCCUCUUGAAAAAGCCCAGUCUGCUCUGAUUGGUCAGCGUUUCCGGGUCUUCCACAUGAGCACCAAGUCCCUAGAAACAGUGCCAGGCUUUUUAGACAAUUUUACAUAGUGGGAAAAAACAUGGAUGUAUAAAGAGAUUUAGAUACAGUGUUUGAGGCAGGCCCCCAUUUAUUUCUAUUAUAGCUGCUCAGCGCUCUGUUUCUGUGGUAUGAAAUUACCCGGAAGCGCACUGGAGACUUUAGGUAGCCAAGCGCAGCUGAGCUAUCUAGAAUGGAGAUGAAAAUGAUUUUGAGAUGUUUUUGGACCAAAUGGAUCAAAUCCCAAUAGUGAAAUGAGCCAUUAUGCGGGGGUUGUGAUGCUCAUUUAUCCGCUGAAUUACAGAUGGCUCUUUCCCAAUGUAAGUCUGUGGGAAAACUUCUUUUUGGGCACAAUGGCAUCACGUGACAGACCCAGACGGUGUAGUUUCACUUUUGACCGCUAUGUAGAAUUGGCUCCAAAGCACAGCACUGUUCCUGUGGGCUUGGACCAUAUGUGGAGUUACGACUUCUAGGUCCAUCGUGUGAUGCUACUGGACCCAAAAAGACUUCUUCCAUAAACUUACAUUGGGAAAAAGACAUCUGUAAAUCCACUGAUACAUUUUUUGGGGUGUCACAGCCCCGUGAAAUGACUGGUUUCACUAUCAGGAUUUGAUCUAUUCAGUUUGAUAACAUUUCAAAAAACAUACAAGAGCCACACAGUUACAUCAUUUUUACCCCCAUUUAAGUAAGUAGAGGGCUAAACCGGAAGUUAGCUGCUCAGCCUUUGAGACUGAGCAACUUAAAUAGGAAUGAACGUGUGCCUGCCUUCAACGCUGUAUCCAGUUCUCUUUAUACUAUCAUGAUAUGUGCUCUCUGCCUUUCUGCAGUGUAAGUGCAGCUAGGGAAUGACUGUUAAUGACACUGUGGCGCAAGGGUCAGCAAAAUUUACUACUUGAAGAGCCAUUUUUGGUCCAAAAAAAAAAGAGUUAGAUCUGUCUUGAGCUGCAAAAUAUAUAUUUGAGCCUUUUAAGAAAAGGUGACACAGCCUUAUUUAGUCUAAAUUAGCUUAUCAACAUUAUAAUAGGUCUAAUUAUUAAAAUAAUGUACCAUUUGGUGGCUACUCUGCAGUAAGAUAUUUAUGAAAGUAAACAAGUCUGUCUAUGCACUAUUAAAUUCAAUAUUUUCCUCCAAGACUUUUACUUUCUGAAACUGGAAUCCACAUCUAGCUUUGCUAAGUAGACAAAAGACAAGCCGCCACUCUUGAUGUUGGGCAAAAUUUAUAAAAGGCCAUAGCCUUGACGGAUCAUUUACAGGCUCAAUGAAUAUGGACUGUGCAUUUCUCUGUGGCUUGAGUGCUUUGAUACUUUCACAGUAUUUGUAUAGCACCUAUACCUGCUUUAUUAUAAAAGCUGACACGUAAAUCUGACCUUUCACAAUAUGGGACCUUUAAGUCAAACUGGACUCACAUCUGGAAAAGAAUACACGGGCAUUAAAAGCUGGUAUGCAAGAUUCAGGGACACACUAUAGCAGUGAUGCACGGUAGAAGAAAAUUCUCAAGUGAGUCAGAACCUUCAGGCCUGCCUGUCAUCCUGUUUCUUAUUACGAGAGUUAAUCGUUCAUACGUUAUCAACUGAUGUUCAAUAUGCGUUUUAGCAGGGGCCAGUAUAGAAGCUGCUUGUGGUCUUGAUCGUAAAUGUUUGAUGGCAGAGCACAGUGACAUAAAAGCUGAGUAGGUCCUUUUGACAGGUGACAUUAGGCCCGAUGCUGCCUCUAAAUGUGCGAUCAUUGUUUUUUCUUAUGAUGAGUCCAAACAGAGUACGGACUGCAGCAAAGCAAGUCCUUGUGAGUAAUGAAUGUAGGCCGGGUGAAAAAUUGACAGCCAAAUUAAUGUGAACCUUAAGAGGACAACUUCAACAUUCAACGGAUUAUUAAAAGUGUUGAAAAGUUGGUUUCCUGCUGUGACUGCUGAUCCCUACUGACCAGCUCCUGCACUCAAAUAUUAACGCAUCAUCUUUGUAUCCGACGUUCCACUGAACCUGCUUCAGUUAAAGGGAAGGCUGAGUGAAUUUGUUCUGUUAUCACUGCCUUUUACUCUGCCCCAGGUUAACAACAUAUCAGACUCAAGCAUCCUGAUUCAAAACACUAUCAAGUGAUAGUUUUGAUACUGCGUGAUUGACAAGCUGGACGUUAAUCACGAAGGUGAAUAUAUUAAAGAAGGAAAUAUUCUCCCAGAGAGGAAGGAAUGCUGUAAAUAAAGUUAAACUGAGCACUGCGAAACAUUCAUGAUGAAGACUGUAAUGGCAUUGCUUGGUAUAGUGCUUUAGUUUAUAAUGUUUUAAUUUUCAUACAUUCUCUUGUUUUAUUUCUGUUGUACACUUUUUAAUUUGUAUAUUGGUAAUAUUAUCUUGCUUUGAUGCUAUAUUGGUUCCUGUUGGUGUUGAAAAGGAAAUUAAAUACAAGUGCAAGCAAAA